Messenger RNA from Esox lucius (northern pike), 2827 nucleotides. RefSeq lists its product as uncharacterized. The transcript has 6 exons. NCBI's taxonomy places the organism in Eukaryota, Metazoa, Chordata, Actinopteri, Esociformes, Esocidae. Gene Ontology annotation, molecular function: DNA binding. The coding region runs from base 1618 to 2736 and encodes 372 amino acids. The record is from RefSeq and is a predicted model, not a curated record.
UAUGUCUAGUACUUGUAAGUGUUUGACUAUUUCUUUUUUUGCGUCAUGCCUAACACUUCUUAGCUGUUAUAUUAUCACUGUAAAAAACCACGACUGCUUUAUUAAUCAAACUCAAAUAUUUUUUGUGUAAUUAAGCCUAACCCAAAAGCAUUAGGUUGUGCCCCACUCUCCCCCUACAGCCAACAGUAGGAAGCACUUAAUCCAGGAUUAAGCUCAUCGGACAUAAUUUGUUUGGACAUUGUGUUCAUUGUUGUUCCUCACCUGACUGGAUGUCUGUACAGGGCUGAUGGUCAAAACUGGAUUCUGGUCUUCUGAAGUCUGAUUCUGCUGUGUUGCAAUAUGAUACAUAUUUUGUUUUAUUGAAAAUGUAUUGCAAUGUUUUAGGGGGAUAAAUAAUCAUUUUAAUAAUCAUUUUCAAGCAAUACUUUGUAACACUUAUGACUAAGAACAGAUGUAUAACCUACAACACAUUAGAGAGUAAUUUGUAAUAAAAUUAUUCAUACCUGCAAAGUAUCGCUCAUGUGCUUGAUACGCAUGUCAAAAAAAGCUGGGUCUUGCUAAAAGGCAAAUAAAAAUAACAUGGUAACUAAAGUAAUACCCAAGACAUACAACGGAAAUUAUUUACCAUAAAUUCCAAAGAGAAAAAACUAAAUUUUGACAACCAUGGAGUGAUUGAAGUUUAAAUGUUAAAAAGCUUAUUGUGGCAAUAGGGAAUUCAACUGAUGAUUUUUUUUAAAGACAAAAUAGUCUGGCUUUUAGUAAUGCUAAUUUAGAAUAAAACUCUUUUGUAAUCUAAUCCUGCAGCCCUGAGUUUGUUCAACUACCAUCAAGGUACAGGCCCGUGGUCUUUAAUCCUUACCUGUAACAUAUCAACGACAGCAUUUUGAGGUCCACGGACUCCAACAUGGUGGGUUCGUCUGCAAAGCAUAAAUCAAGAGUUAUAUAACAAAAAUGUUUGUAAUAAUUGACACUAAAAUAAAAAAAAAAUCGAAAACUAAUACAAUUAAAUUAACUUAAAUUAAUAAGGGGUGAUUUUCCCAAAUUCCUGAUCUGAUGACAUCGACCAUGCAAUUAGCAUACAGAGGAAAAAAACGUAGCUUUAGCCUAACACUGUUCAAAUUACUCAAACUGAUGGUGUUAAUAUUACUUUGCAAUAUGAUUCCAUCUCAAAAAUUCUGUAGAUUUCAAAUUAACAUUUUUUUUGGCUAUUGCCAUUUGCCACAGACCCAUCAAGUCCUUCUGCUAUCCGCAUUGAGUAAUAAUAUUGAUACAAUUUAACAUUACAUACCUUCUCCAGCGAUGCUGUGUUGUUCGUGGAAUGUCUUUGUUCUCCAAGAGAUACUUCUUGUACUUCAUCUCAUAUCACGUAGCAAAAGGUGAACGGGCGCGAACCGACAUAUAUGAUCUUUGGAAACUCAAAAUGUUCAAAUUCAUCGAGCAAUCAGGACAGAACAACUAGCGCUGAAGCAUUGCGAGAAUCAAAGUACCGCGAUUGCAGACUGAAUCUCGUGAUACUUUAGACUGUAGCCUAUCUUUAGGCGCGCCAAAAUUCAAACAGUCAAAAGACCGCCAAAUACCGGUACGCUCAUUCAGUAUAGAUAGACCAACGGAUCAAGAAUGUUCGCCCUUGUUGAGUGGAAAGAUGAGACUGAAAAGGAAAGCUGGAGCAUUGUUCCAACGUCACAUAUAAAAAAUUUCACUUGUAAUGAUUUUUUAGACGGACUUGAUGAAAGUUCUGUUCAUAUAAUUGAGUGGAGAGGUGGACUGAAAAAAAAACCUAAAGGCGGAUGGCCUUUGUACGAGGCAACGGUGCACAAAGUUGCAGAGAGACAGUCCACCCUAGAAAAACUACAACACGAGAGGACACAACACCAGUCCAGUUCAAAACCUCUUACCAAACGAAAAUGCAAGACAAAUCCUAAGUUUGUUGAAGAGGAGACCAGUGAUCAUGGACCAUCUAGCCCUAAAAAGCGGCAAACUGAUGGAAAUUUGGACAGGGAGAUUUUGGAAAAAAUUAAAUUACACCAUGGACCUCGAUUAUCUUCUGCCACAAAUUCAGUUGCUUCACCUACCUCACCAUCUUCUGCCUUGCCGCAUUCUCCACCACCGGUUUCUAACUGUCCACCAGCAUCACCCUCAGCUCCACCUGCCUCAUCAUCACCUGGUUCACUUUCACUUACCUCACCUUCUCCUGAUCCUCGAUCCAUCGUUGCACAAUUAAAGGCAGAGAAUGAAGCCCUCAAAAUUGAAUUAGAAAACAUUAAAACAAAUGUUGUCAGUCAAAUGCCAAAACUUCUUAUGACGAUGGGCAAGCUGGAAAAAUGGCUUGACGAGAAAGAGCAGACCCCACAGGAACUGCUAUCACCUUCCAGCAUACAGGAAACUCUUGAAAUUCACCCGGGCUCAGGAGUUUAUGUUCCCAAAAACGUGUUGUGGUCAGCUAGCCAUGCAAACACCCCCACUACUAUGGCACGGAUGCUCUUACUGGGAGUGUUUGAUAUCGAAACCCUUUUAAAGAGCAAUCUUAGAGGUGGCAAGUCCAAAAAUGUGAGCCCUGGGGAAACCAAAGAGCCAUUGGACAGGAUAAAGAUUGAUGCAAUAAUGAGUAUGUAUAUUACUUGGUUAAUUGGGCCUGAAUUGUGUAAAACCAAAUGUGACCGUCAAACCAUCAGAAUUGAUCAGUUUCAGUGUGAUGACACUUGCACUGGGUUCUCAAUAAUUCUUAAAUUUCAGUAACACAAGUUUAUCUACCAACAAUUUAAGUUAAUUUAGUGUUUUAGGUUAUUAUAAUUUGGCUGUUCUUAGAUAAAUGUUAUAAAACUAAAUG